Salvia splendens (bonfire salvia) is the source of this 1194-nucleotide messenger RNA. RefSeq lists its product as uncharacterized. The transcript has 3 exons. Gene Ontology annotation, molecular function: RNA-DNA hybrid ribonuclease activity; nucleic acid binding. The record is from RefSeq and is a predicted model, not a curated record. Lineage: Eukaryota; Viridiplantae; Streptophyta; Magnoliopsida; Lamiales; Lamiaceae. Bases 1 to 1194 code for a protein of 397 amino acids.
AUGAAAGUGAGAAAUCAAGCAAAUCCGCACAUUAGAUGGGUGAUCGGUCAGGGCGAUGCCUAUUUUUGGGAUGACAUUUGGCUUGGUGAAUCUCCCCUUCGCGAGAUCUGCCUUGACGAUAGGGGCGCCUCAUCGGCCAAGGUCUCGGACUACAUUGGGGGUGGAAAUUGGGAUGAGGCUAAGUUACGUCAACUUCACAACCAGGCUGGAAUGCCACAAGAGGCUAUCACACAAAUCCUCCAUACCCCAAUCGUCGCGGGAGAACCGGACGUUCCUCGAUGGAAGCUUUCUCGGCUCGGGGAGUUCUCGCUCACUACGACCUGGGAGACUAUCCGAUACCGGUUUGACUCCAAGCUCCAAUGGAGGAAGAUUGAGCUUGCGUCGAAGUGCCAAUGCUGGCCACGGAGGCCUAACACCGAGUCCCUUCAACAUCUCUUCAUCCGUGGGUGGGGAGCAACAUGUGUCUGGAGGGAGUUCGACGGUUGGUUCGAAGGCUCGGCCCCAUCUCUUAGGGUGAGCGACACCAUCCCGGACAGGUUGCAAGUUCACUUGUUCAUCUACAACAACAUGACCAAUGGUCACAUCAAGCCGAAGCAUUGGAAGGGAGUGAAACUCGGAAUGAGCCCUCCGAAUCACCCCGAGACAAGGGGGCCGAGACCGUUAGAUAUGCCGGUUAAGUGGCACCCCCCGGAACGCACAUGGAUCAAGCUUAACACGGAUGGGGCAUUCUUUGAGGCAACAAACAAGGGUGGCGGAGGGGGUCUUGUUCGGGACCACAAUGGGAAAUUACUUGCAGCAUUUGCAACCCCCCUCGUCGUUCAAUCGGCUCUUGAGGCCAAGCUCAUGGCCAUACACUAUGGUUUGGAGGUAGCGAAGGCGUUCAACCUACCCAUAUGGAUUGAAUCAGAUGCGGAACAAGCUAUUAAGUUGCUCAAUGGCACGAAUUGGGGCCCGGCACAAGUUCGCCGCGUAAUGGCCCUUUUGCAUGGCUUCAAACGUGGACAUCUUUUCCGGGCCACCUUCAUUCAUAGGGAGGGCAACAAAGCGGCUGAUUCGCUCGCCAAAAUGGGAGUGGAACAAGAUAAUUUCCAACAAAUGUCCCCACAAAAUGUUCCAAGAAGGAUUAGAGCCAUCAUCCGGAUGGACGAAAUGGGAGUCCCCAAUCUUCGGGUGAGAGAUGAUGAACGAGAGUAG